CUGACCAAUUUACAAACUAACAACGACGUCGUUUAGUCAACGAAGGGUGAGGAAAAAUUUCACUCCCUCCAUCUUCUUCCCCCCGCGGGAAUAUUUCGACGAAGCGGAGGGUGGCGCUGGCAGCAGCGAAAGAGUUCUGAAAAUUGAGCGAAAAUGUCGACAGUUUACGUAUUAGAGCCGCCGACGAGGGGGAAGGUCGUGCUGAAUACCACAUGCGGACCGCUCGAUAUCGAGCUCUGGCCUAAGGAGGCUCCUAAAGCCGUCAGAAAUUUCGUUCAGCUCUGUCUUGAAGGCUACUACGACAAUACCAUCUUUCACCGGAUUAUCAAGGACUUCAUUGUUCAGGGCGGCGAUCCUACCGGUAGUGGCACGGGUGGUGAAAGUAUAUAUGGGGGUGUUUUCCCGGAUGAGUUUCACUCACGGCUUAGAUUCAAGCACAGGGGCUUAGUAGCAUGUGCAAAUGCUGGGUCGCCUCAUUCUAAUGGAAGUCAGUUCUUUAUAACCUUGAGUCGAUGUGAUGACCUCGACAAGAAACAUACAAUUUUUGGAAAGGUCACUGGAGAUUCUAUAUAUAACCUGACAAAUUUGGGUGAGUUAGAAACUGAGAAGGAUGAUCGUCCUGUGGAUCCACCCAAGAUAAAAUCAAUUGAGGUAUUAUGGAAUCCAUUUGACGAUAUCGUUCCAAGAGCACCUGCUAAGCUUGUGGUCACAUCCACCCUUGAUUCUGAAAACAAGGACACUAAGAAGAAAGCUGUGAAAAAAUUAAAUUUACUAUCGUUUGGAGAAGAAGCUGAAGAGGACGAGAAAGAACUGGCAGCUGUGAAGAAAAAAAUUAAGAGCAGUCAUGAUGUGUUGGACGAUCCACGUUUGCUAAAGUCAGAGAUUCCAAGCAGUGAAUUGGACAGUAAAAGAACGAGGGAGAUGCAGCUAUCUGUUAGAGAGACUUUAGCAUCAAAGAAACCAGAGUCUCGUAGAGAUUCAGAAGCUGAAAAUUCUAAUCUCCCUCAAUACAGUGAUAGUGAUGAUGAUGAAACUAACUUUGAUGCCCGAAUGCGUCAACAGAUAUUGAGAAAAAGAACAGAGUUGGGAGAUGCACCAUCUCACCAAAAGUCUAAAAAUGGGACCUCUAACUCAAAGAAACAUGAAGGAUCUACUCGGAGCAGGCCCGAUACUGAGAAAACUAAACGUGAGGAACCAAAGGUUGAGAAGCUAUCUUUAAAGAAGAAAGGAAUUGGAUCUGAAGCGAGAGCAGAGCGAAUGGCCAAUGCUGAUUCAGACUUGCAGUUAUUGGGUGAUGCUGAAAGAGGAAGACAGCUGCAAAAAUUGAAGAAGAGAAGACUUCAAGGACGUGAAGAUGAGGUUUUGGCAAAACUUGAGAAUUUUAAGAAAGGCUUUUCUGGAAAACCAGAACCUUCAAACGCUGAAUCUGGGGGUGCCAAUGAUGAUUUAUCAGACUGGAAAUCUGUUAGGCUAAAGUUCACAGCAGAGCCGGGCAAGGACCGCAUGUCACGUAGUGAUGAUCCAAAUGACUACGUUGUACAUGACCCUCUUCUCGAGAAAGGGAAAGAGAAAUUCAACAAAAUGCAAGCCAAACAAAAACGACGUGAACGGGAAUGGGCUGGCAAAUCUCUUACUUGACUCAUCAGUCAAGACCCUGGACAAACAAUGGGUUUUAAGAGUAGUAGGUUAAAUCCCAGAUUGACUUGGCUCCACUUUUUAACAUCAAACCAGAUCAAAUCUACAUCUCUAUUCCCACGGAACAUUGAAGAUUUAUUGAGGUUCAUCAAUCCAUCAUUAUUGACACCCAUGACCAAGUGUUUCAGACACGCAAGUUUCUGAAUUUGGAAAAAGAAACAGUAUACGGCUCUCUCUCUCUCUCUCUACACAUCUCACCAUAUCCUUCAUAUGUAAUUUCCUUUUCAUUUAGUUAUAAAACUUGGUCAAUGACUCUAGAUAGAGAAGAGAAAAAAAAAAAAAAAAAGGCUACCCCACCCCCAUAUCUGUCAAAUGUAAUUAUUGCCCAUGGAUUAAGUUCUACAUUUGCUUAAACAAAUUGCAGGGAUACGGAUGUCUGAUUUAGCCAAACCUCAUCUUAAAAGGAAAAGAAAAAAGAAAAAAAGUAAAAUGCUUCAACAUAGAAUUGGGAAGAAAUAAAUGAAUUUCCUUUUGUUGGCAGUUUUAUUCAGGAAGGAGUUGGCUCUUCAAAGCAUCAUAUUCUGUCUGCUGUACCGCACAUUAUUCACAUUCAGACUUGAAAAGUCAUCCAUCAACAACACGUUCUUUUACUCGGUCGUUUAUGCCUUCAGACGCGCAAAGAUAGUCGGCCAGUCAUACCGGGAAAUUUACUCAUUUAGUUGGAACUUUACCCCAACCGUUUAUUAAUUUGGUGGAAAUUUUACUUUUCUUUAUUCAAAUUUGGUUCAGUUUUAUUUGGUUGGGAAGGAAAUGAAAGGAAAGGAAAUGAAAUGGAUUAAACCUAACCCACCUUUAUAUUAUUUUAGAUUCCUUGACUAAGUGCGAUUGGCUCGAAUCUCUUAUCUUAUAUUUCACACUUAUUAUUUUGGUUGUUGAGAAUUUCGGUGUUUGGUGGGGGACGUUUUGGGCCUCUUGUGAAAUGGGUUAUAGAGAAAGAGAUACCUUUGGUACAAAAAGAAAAUUUGUUGAAAAAA
This is a messenger RNA of Cucumis sativus (cucumber), 2669 nucleotides long. RefSeq names its product peptidyl-prolyl cis-trans isomerase CYP57. Bases 154 to 1638 code for a protein of 494 amino acids. NCBI's taxonomy places the organism in Eukaryota, Viridiplantae, Streptophyta, Magnoliopsida, Cucurbitales, Cucurbitaceae. Gene Ontology annotation, biological process: protein folding; protein peptidyl-prolyl isomerization. The transcript is spliced from 10 exons. Gene Ontology annotation, molecular function: peptidyl-prolyl cis-trans isomerase activity. The record is from RefSeq and is a predicted model, not a curated record. Gene Ontology annotation, cellular component: catalytic step 2 spliceosome.